AUGCCGGAGACAGGUGUAUGCUGCGUGGAAAGAAGAUUUCUAGCCAAUGAAGUGAACAUAGAGGCAAAGCAAUUCGAUGGCUGUGGCAUAAUAUACUGUCGGACCAGGGAUGGAUGUCAAGAGUUGGCAGAGGAACUAACACGCAGAGGGUUGGAAGCCAAGGCUUACCAUGCAGGGCUUAAGAAUUCAGAGCGCACUGUGGUGCAGGAGGAGUGGAUGGAAGGCAAAGUGCCUGUGAUUGUGGCAACCAUCAGCUUUGGGAUGGGUGUAGACAAGGCUAAUGUCAG
This is a messenger RNA of Rhincodon typus (whale shark), 287 nucleotides long. RefSeq names its product ATP-dependent DNA helicase Q5-like. Gene Ontology annotation, molecular function: four-way junction helicase activity; 3'-5' DNA helicase activity. Gene Ontology annotation, biological process: double-strand break repair via homologous recombination. The annotation marks the transcript as partial. The transcript has 3 exons. Lineage: Eukaryota; Metazoa; Chordata; Chondrichthyes; Orectolobiformes; Rhincodontidae. Gene Ontology annotation, cellular component: cytoplasm; chromosome. The record is from RefSeq and is a predicted model, not a curated record.